AAAUCUACUUUCGUUUUGAUAGGAUUAUAUCAAACAUUCCAAUUUAUUUAUUUAUUUAGGAGUGAUGAUAGAUCAUGGAUGAGAUACACAAGAAGGCUCUUAACCAAUGUAGAGUCAGUUUGGUUAAAAAUAUUAUCUUUGAGAGCGAAUUCUGCGACCUGAUUAAACAAAAAGAAAUUUUUACUGAUGGGAUGCUUGAAGAGAUUCAGGCUAAUACUUCAAGACGUAAGAGAGUUGGACAAUUAUUGGAUGACCUAAGACGUAGAGGUCCAGAUGCUUACAACAAAUUUUUAUAUUGCUUAGAAAAUUCAGGCCAUAGAAAUCUUGCAGAUGCUGUAAAAGAGAAGGAGAAACAAAUCCGUAAUGAAAACCAACAACCAGUACUUCGGGAAACAAUCCAUGGAGCUCAACAUCUGCAACACAGCAUAUCAGCACAGCCUCUUUUAUCUCCAGAUCCAUUAUCAAACAUGAAUUCUAGUCAAUCUGCUCCAAAUCUAGCAUCAUCUGGUUCAAUAGUUGCAUCACCUAGUGAAGAUUUACAGGAUAUCACAAGUAGAAAGGAGGUCCAGGGCAACAGUAAUUUCCAAAGAGAGACUGGUUACAAUGAGGAUAUAAGAAUGGAUGUAGCUGACCACAUCAACCCAGGAUUUUCAAACCCUUUACCAGGAGCUGAAUCUAGUAGAAGCAGUUCAUCAGGCGGGCUUGGGAGUUACAAUAUUACAACUGAUCCAAGGGGAAUUGUCCUUAUUAUAAAUAACAUAAACUUUGUUAGUAAUAAUGAAAACAGGCAUGGAGCUGAAAUAGAUCAAGAAAAAUUGAUGGAAAUGUUUAGAGACUUUGGAUUUGAAAUACGUGUCCAUAUAGAUAAAACAGCUCAGGAAAUAGAAGAAAUAUUAAAAUAUUUUUCAAAAGAUGAACAGCUCUUAGAAGUUGACAGUUUGAUAGUUGUUUUAAUGUCGCAUGGCAAUAAUGAAAUCAUAUUAGGAACCGAUGGAGAAUGCAAAAAUAUCAUAGAUCUGAUAACACUCUUUAACUCUAAAAAUUGUACAUCAAUGACAGGCAAACCAAAGAUGUUUAUUGUUAAUGCUUGUAGAGGUGAUGGUAGAGACAAAAUAUUUGGGAAAACUCAACCUGUUGAUGUUCAUGAUACAGUUCAUACUGAUGGUCGAGGGUUAAGUAAACAGCCAGCAAACUGUGAUUUGUUAAUAGCAUACUCAACAUUUCCAGGAUAUGUCUCUUUUCGAGAUGAUAAGAAUGGCAGUCCAUUUGUAAAAUGUCUUGUGGAAGUUUUUAGAGAGAUGGCACAUUUGGUACAUGUGUUAGACAUGUUGACAGAGGUGAACAAUAGAAUGGCAGAUAGCCACAAUCAGAUUCCAAAUCCUACAAGCACAUUACGGUUAAAAUGGCACUUGAUGUAAAACCACUUGUAUCAAAAUUUUAGAGUAUUGUCAUGUAAGAUUAUUAUGGCAGCUUUGUGUUCACGUUUUAAAAUCUACCAUUUUAAGCUGCAAAAUCCAAUCUGGAAUAGUUUGUUUCUGGUUUUUUCUCUUGCCUGCAACAAAUGUCAUUCAUUGCAAAAUUUUAGAUAUAUUAUCUAGUGCAAAUACAGUGAUGGGGGCAUGGGGGCUUAGCUCUUCAAUCAAGCUUUAUAUUUCAUAAGGUAGACGACUUGCAUUUUUAUUAUUUUGUAUACAGAUGUCUUUGGUUACUGUACAGACUUCAACAAUGAGAAAAACUCAUACUUUAUAGUCAGCUGUAAGAGCUAGGUCCUGAUAUGAUAAUGAUAAGAAGUUUGCAGCACACAUUUUUUUUUUUUUUAAUUUUUCAUAUUUUAUUGAAAUCUGUGCAUUUGUUAGUUGAAAAACAUCAUGUACCGGUACCUUAUCCCUUACUUGAUAACCUAUUUGUACAGCUGUUAGUAUUUGUUAGUAAUAUACAUACAAUAUUGCAUACUCAAAAAAUUAUAUAACAUGUCAGAAAUAUCAAUUAAGAAGCUUACCAUUAAGAUCAUCAAAUAUAAUUUUCUAACAUAGCAAAUGCACAGGUUAUCAAAAAUAUAGUUUGUGUAGUUAAGUGAUAUUUUUAAAGAUAUGUGUUUUGAGUGUGUCUGUAGAUUUUUAAACAAUCAAAAGGAAUUAUUAUUUUUUUAUAGAAGAGUUGUUUUGUUUGUUUUAAUUUUGUCUUUGCACAGAUUAAUUUUAUAGCAUUUUCCCAUAAAAGAACCAAUUUAUCAUAUGACAAUUUUAUCUCUACUAAAUUAUGUACACAUAACGUCACAGUACCAAAAUUGCACCUAUUCAGGAAAAAUUGCAGUGGAAAUGGGGAAUGUGUCAAAGAGACAACAACCCGCCCAUAUAGCAGACAACUGCCGAAGGCCACCAAUGGGUUUUUCAAUGCAGCGAGAAACUCCCACACCCGGAGGCGUCCUUCAGCUGGCCCCUAAACAAAUAUGUAUACUAGUUCAGUGAUAAUGGACGUCAUACUAAACUCCAAAUUAUACACAAGAAACUAAAAUUAAAAAUGAUACAAGACUAACAAAGGCCAGAGGCUCCUGACUUGGGACAG
Messenger RNA from Mytilus californianus (California mussel), 2565 nucleotides. Its product is annotated as caspase-2-like. Gene Ontology annotation, molecular function: cysteine-type endopeptidase activity. The record is from RefSeq and is a predicted model, not a curated record. Gene Ontology annotation, biological process: regulation of apoptotic process; proteolysis. Lineage: Eukaryota; Metazoa; Mollusca; Bivalvia; Mytilida; Mytilidae. The transcript has 9 exons. Bases 75 to 1418 code for a protein of 447 amino acids.